Molecule: messenger RNA, 1986 nt
Organism: Hydra vulgaris (swiftwater hydra)
Lineage: Eukaryota; Metazoa; Cnidaria; Hydrozoa; Anthoathecata; Hydridae
Source: RefSeq, a predicted model, not a curated record
UUAACUGUUAAAAUUCUAAACACAGAAAUAAAAAUAAAUAAUAUUAUUUUAACUGAUUCAAACUUAAUUAUAUCGGCCCUUGUUCAAAUAAGUCUCAAAAUGAGUAGCACUUUUGACAGGAGUAAACAGUUUUACAACUUUUUCGAGAAUAAAAGUUUAAACUUUUUAAAUGUUUAUUUGUUGGAGUUUGUUUUCAAUCAUUUGCAUUGGUGAAGUAUUGUUGAUUGAUAUGAAAGAUGAAUGCAAUAUAAAUGUAGAUAAUGAUAAAAAAGUGUUGCUAUCAUCACAUAAUCAAUACAGACAACAUCAUGGUGUACCCGAUGUUGAAUGGGAUGAUAAACUUGCAGAAAGUGCUCAAGAGUGGGCUUAUAAUUUGAAAAAAAAUGGUUACUUAAUGUUUUCUUUGCAAUCACUUGCUUACAGUGAAAAUGUUUUUAAAAGUUCAAUUGAACAAUUUAGUUUAUCAAAUGCUGUUGAUCACUGGUAUGACACUGGUGAUAGCUACGAUUAUUCUUCUAAAUCUAGCAUUAAUUCUGGUGCUUUUACUCAAAUAAUUUGGGACGAUGUUAAGUUUUUGGGAUGUGGUAGCUGUCGUGAUAAUAGCAAGGAUAGAGUAUUUGUUGUUUGUAGAUAUCGUCCACGUGCAAACAUUGGAGACUACUCUAAACAUGUUAAAGCACCACUUACAGUUAUCAAGUUUCGUAAUAUAACAAAACAUAGUUUUGAAAAAAGUAAAUGCAAUAAUCUUAUAAAAGAAGGAACUCAGUAUGCAAUUUUGGAAGAACAUAAUAACUACAGAAAAAAUCAUUUUGUGGGAGAUUUGAAAUGGAAUGAAAAUCUUGCUGCUAAUGCUGAGGAUUGGGCUUAUUAUAUAGCUAAUCAAAACAAACUCCAGUUUUCACCAGAAUCUAGUUUUUACAGUGAAAAUAUAUAUAGAUAUGCUUUAUCCACUGAUAUAUAUGAACCUGUCAAAGCAGUUGAGUUUUGGUACAAAUUUGGCAAGUACUACCGGUAUUUAGCGCAAGUUGAUACUUAUGCUGGUGCAUUCACUCAAAUUGUUUGGGAUGAUGUCAAAUAUCUAGGUUGUGGUAGUUGUAGCAAUUAUCUUACAAGCUUAACUUAUGUAGUAUGUAGAUACAACCCACGUGCAAACAUUGGGGAUUAUUCUAAACAUGUUAAGCCCCCUAAAGAAGAAUCGAAAAAAAAAAUAUUUUUGGACGUUGACGUGGCAGAUGAGAUAGAUGUAAUGAAAGAAGCUCCAUUUGCUCAUAAUCAAUUGCGAUGUCUUUAUCAUAAUGUUACCAUGUUGAAAUGGGAUAGUGAUCUGGCAGAAUCAGCUGAGUAUUGGUCAAAAGUACUUGCUGAAAAUGGUGAAAUUAAACCAUCACCAGAUUCUUUUUCAGAUAAAUAUGGUGAAAAUAUAUAUGUGUGUCAUGGCUACUGCAAUGUAUCAGUCGCAUUGCACGAAGCAAUUCACUAUUGGUACAAAAAAAUUCAAGAUUAUUCGUUUGACACACACUUUGUCGAUAAGAUUAACUAUCAUGCUUAUUCUUUUACUCAAAUUGUUUGGACUGAAACUAAGUAUUUGGGUUGUGGAGUUUCUCUAAAUAAGAAGAAAGAAAUAACAAUUGUAGUUUGUAGAUAUAAACCACGUGGAAAUAUUGGCUCGAUAGAUGAAUUUAAAAAAAAUGUGAAAGCACCCAUGGCUCUCAUACAAGAAAUGGCUAGAACUGGUGUGCUUGGCAAAGGUCGUGAAAAAGAUAUACCUUUGCUCAAAGAUUUAAUGUCGAGUUCCGGAAAUGUUGCAAGACUAGAUAACACUGUGUGUAAAUCGAAACCCUAACACUUACAACUUUUAGUUGACAACUUGGUCGCCGAAUUUUUAAAUUUUAAUUGCGUUGAUAAAUUUUAAGCAUACGUCGCUUUUUGCUCUACAUAAAUAAAUAAUAUAAAGUUUUGAGAGAAAAGAAUGUGUCAUUUGUAUUA